GGGAUAACCCCCAUGGGUAAACACAAGCAUCGGUCGGGGUAGUAUCGUGUCCACCCUGAGCAGCGUACCUGAUUUUCCGUUGGCGGACCAGAGAACUCAUGUGGAUAAGCAUCCCCCAAGCAAUAUCUUCGAACAUGUACUUUCAUGUUUGAAUUAACUGUCCUACUAGUUUAGUCGUGGAUAAGCGCCACAAAGCCCUGCAUCAUGAACAUAUAUAUGAGUCCCCAAAUUCUCCAAUCAAUCACUCUUACUCUCCCAAACACAAUAAUUUCCUAAAACACACCCACACAACACCAACAAAAAUGGCCCCCUCCGCAGUCCCCGAGAACACGACCGCCGUCACCCCGGAAUCUAUUCAGAAUCCCGCCGUGGCUCGGACCGGCGACCUCUUCUCUCUCGGAAACCGCACAGUCGUGAUCACCGGCGGCGGUCGCGGACUCGGAAUCGUCCUUGCAGCAGCCGUCAUCGAAGCCGGCGGUGAUGUCGCGUGUUUGGAUCUCUUGCCCACCCCCAGCGAUGAGGAAUGGGCUACCGUGCAGAAGCUGGCUUCUGCCCGUGGUCUCCAGGCAACAUACACCCAGUGCGACAUCACCAACGAGGAGGUGACAAAGGACGUCCUUGAGAAGAUCGCCGCCGAGGGACUGAAGCGCAACAUGCCUUUGCGGGGAGCUAUUACCUGCGCUGGUAUCCAGCAAAUGGUGCCUGCCCUGGACUACCCGAUUGACGGAUGGAGGAAGAUGUUGGAUGUCAACGUCAUCGGAACGUUCAUCCCCGCCAAACACUGCGCCCGUAUCUUCAAGGAGCAAAACACCCCCGGAAGUAUCGUCAUGAUCGCUUCCAUGUCCGGACAGAUCGCCAACCGCGGUCUGACAUGCACAGCUUACAACUCCUCCAAGGCAGCCGUCCACCAGAUGUGUCGCUCUGUUGCCCAGGAAUGGGGUCAAUAUGGUAUUCGUGUUAACACGCUGUCCGCCGGUUACAUCCGCACAGCUAUGACCGAUGCGCUGCUGAAGGAGAAGCCCGAGGUCGAGGAGACUUGGAUGCGUGGUGCCCUUUUGGGCCGCCUGGGUGUUCCCGAAGACUUUAAGGCGCCGACGGUUUACAUGCUCGCUGAUGGUAGCGGCUGGAUGACUGGAACGGAUUUGAGGGUUGAUGGUGGUCACUGUGCUUCUGCUUAAUGAUUGAAUGAGGUCCUUGUUAAGAUGGCAUGGUUUGGCGUUUU
Molecule: messenger RNA, 1222 nt
Organism: Aspergillus caelatus
Lineage: Eukaryota; Fungi; Ascomycota; Eurotiomycetes; Eurotiales; Aspergillaceae
Exons: 3
Coding region: 303-1178 (291 amino acids)
Cellular component (GO): intracellular anatomical structure
Molecular function (GO): oxidoreductase activity, acting on NAD(P)H, oxygen as acceptor
Source: RefSeq, a predicted model, not a curated record